AUCAAGGUGGGGCAAAAACUUGAAUGUUUCAGACGGGGAAGGAGUGGGGCAGCCUGAAGUAUCCUCAAAGUGAUCUGAGUCGUUCACAAACCAUCGCUGUAGUUUUUAACCUGUUUUAUUAUCGCGUUAGUUUGCUACAUUUUACUUUUUCCAGAGAAGAACCGUCGAAACUCCAUUGAUAAGUUUGUAGAAAACUUUAUUUCUCAUUAUAUAAGGCUACUUUGUAAAGGUUGACAGGAGACGCACAGAUAUCAGUUUACACUGGUUUUUAUUGAGGUACUUUUGGACUGUUGAAGUUUCAGAUCACCUGAAACAAAUUUCACUUCCUCAUCCGGACUUGAUGUGUUUUCCGCUUCGACAUCAACUGUCGCUAAUUUGUUUCGUGAAUGGGACUUUGUCUGCCGUCGCUCAGAUGAAAACGGACGUCGGGCAGUAGCUGAAUCACCUGUUAUUGCUUUAAAUUCCCUGCAAACAGAUCCCUACAGACAGUUGUUUCAGUGAGCAGUGCCGCUGCACCAGAGUCCAGCUGUUCUCCCGGAGGCAGAGGUGAUUUCCUCUUCUGAGGUUCCUCAAGAACAUCUGCAGGCUUACAGGCUCAGCUGGGUGAACUAUUGGUAUGCGUGUGUGUGUUUACCAGCUCUAAUGUUAGCAGCUAGAAAACGUCACCUGUGAGAGGAUCGAACCGCCUCACCAUGACAGAGGUCCAGACUCCAUGGCCACAGGGCACAGAGUGUGUGGCCAGGUACAACUUCAAAGGCACAUCAGAACAGGACCUGCCCUUUAACAAAGGAGAUGUGUUGACUAUCAUUGUGGUCACAAAGGAUCCAAACUGGUACAAAGCUAAAAAUUCUGCAGGUCGUGAAGGAACGAUUCCAGCCAACUAUGUUCAGAAAAGGGAGGGUGUGAAGUCUGGAGGCAAACUGAGUCUAAUGCCAUGGUUCCACGGGAAGAUAACACGAGAUCAGGCGGAGCGGUUGCUUUACCCACCAGAAACAGGCCUGUUCUUGGUGCGAGAGAGCACCAACUUCCCCGGUGACUACACCCUGUGUGUGAGCUGUGAUGGCAAGGUGGAGCACUACCGCAUCAUCUACCACAAUGGCAAGCUCACUAUUGAUGAAGAGGGGUAUUUCGAGAACCUCAUGCAGCUGGUUGAGCACUACACCAAAGAUGCAGAUGGCCUGUGCACCAAACUACUCAAGCCAAAAGUGGAGGAGGGGACUGUGGCUGCUCAAGAUGAGUUUUCCAGGAGUGGCUGGUCGAUGAACAGAAAGGACCUCAAGCUACAGCAGGUUAUUGGAAAAGGAGAGUUUGGAGAUGUCAUGGUGGGAGACUAUAGAGGGACUAAAGUAGCAGUGAAGUGCAUAAAAAAUGAUGCUACAGCACAGGCCUUUAUUGCAGAGGCUUCUGUCAUGACGCAACUACGGCACGAUAACCUGGUGCAGCUGCUUGGAGUGAUUGUGGAGGAGAAUGGGAGUCUGUAUAUAGUUACUGAGUAUAUGGCCAAGGGCUGUUUGGUUGAUUACCUACGUUCCAGAGGACGGACAGUACUUGGUAGAGAUGCUCUCCUUAAUUUUGCACUAGACGUCUGUGAAGCCAUGGCAUACUUGGAGACCAAUAACUUUGUCCACAGAGACUUAGCAGCCCGAAACGUUCUUGUGUCAGACGAAAACAUCGCUAAAGUCAGUGACUUUGGUCUGACCAAGGAGGCCUCUUCCACUCAGGACACUGCUAAGCUGCCUGUGAAGUGGACAUCACCAGAAGCCCUCAGAGAGAAGAAAUUUUCCACCAAAUCAGAUGUUUGGAGCUAUGGUAUUUUGCUUUGGGAGAUUUACUCUUUUGGCCGUGUGCCUUACCCGAGAAUUCCAUUAAAAGAUGUAGUGCCACGAGUGGAGAAGGGAUACAAAAUGGACUGUCCAGAUGGCUGUCCUGAAGUGGUGUACAACAUCAUGAAACAGUGCUGGAACCUGGAUCCUGCUGCUCGACCGAGCUUUCAAAUGUUGAAGGAGUGGCUACAACAUAUCACCCAAGGGACGGGAAAAAAACAAUGAGAAAUCUGACAGAACAGACGCGAAAAGUGACUUUUGUCUUCCUUCAUUUUGUACAUUGGGACCAUAGCCUGGGAUGAAAAAAAAAAUGAACUGUGUUAUUUAGCAAAGUUCACAACAUUUUUUUUCAUUAUAUGUUAAUUAAAACUGUCAACAUUUAUAUUUCUUAGUGUCAUCUCUCACCUCAGGUUGUUGAAACUGCAGUGACUCUUGAUUGGUGGCUCGUUUAAGAAGGGCCUUGUGUUCAACUUGUCUUCCUGUGCUCUGUUAUCAAGAGUGAAUGAUUAACUGUCAUAUCAACGAGUCUUUCUAUAGAACACAGUGCUGCCUCAGAGCCACAGUGCCUUGCCUUGUUUUUUUCGGUCGUUCUGGUGGCAUAAUUUCAUUUUAUGAACUUGUAGACAAUAACAUCAUUUGAUUAAGUUGACUGAAUCCAUUUAUCUGUUUAAAGAGGAAAAUGCUUCAAAGUAGGAACUCAAUUUGUAUACAUCAUUACCCGCUGUAUUAUUUUUUUUUUUUACAGUUUCCAGGUACACGAUUUUUGCAUGAACUAUUGAAUGUUGAAUUUGUUAAAAGGACUAAGUUAAAAUGACUAUGAUGCAGCUUUAUUUUUUUCAAUGUUAUGUAAUUUUAAAUAUGUUACAAGUCUACUUUUGAAUCCCUCUGAAAGUCAAAAAUGGAAGCACAAAUUUGGACAAAUGUCAUCUUUACUACUGAUAUAAAACACCAUCCAACUCAGUCAUCAGUCCCAUGUACAGUGGUUUUCAUUUGACAUUAAUACCUGUUUUAUUCUGGGAAUCAUUUGAUUUAACCAAACUGUUAUUUUCUAUGUUAUGAGAAAAAGAGAAUGUUAAUAAAUUGACUGUGCUGCCGUUUUCAACAAUAAAAAAGAAUAUCUUUUGAAAAUA
Molecule: messenger RNA, 2953 nt
Organism: Thunnus maccoyii (southern bluefin tuna)
Lineage: Eukaryota; Metazoa; Chordata; Actinopteri; Scombriformes; Scombridae
Product: tyrosine-protein kinase CSK-like
Exons: 14
Coding region: 693-2048 (451 amino acids)
Biological process (GO): regulation of Fc receptor mediated stimulatory signaling pathway; adherens junction organization; protein phosphorylation
Molecular function (GO): protein tyrosine kinase activity; protein binding; ATP binding
Source: RefSeq, a predicted model, not a curated record